Molecule: messenger RNA, 3336 nt
Organism: Pestalotiopsis fici W106-1
Lineage: Eukaryota; Fungi; Ascomycota; Sordariomycetes; Amphisphaeriales; Sporocadaceae
Product: ISWI chromatin-remodeling complex ATPase ISW2
Exons: 3
Coding region: 1-3336 (1111 amino acids)
Biological process (GO): regulation of transcription by RNA polymerase II; nucleosome organization
Cellular component (GO): chromatin; nucleus
Molecular function (GO): ATP hydrolysis activity; ATP binding; DNA binding
Source: RefSeq, a predicted model, not a curated record
AUGGCCCCCAGAUCACGGCCCAGUGCCGUCGACGUGGACACUUCAAUGUCGGAUGUUCCAGAGCCCGUCACGCAAGGUGACGAAAUGCAGGUUGACGAGACACCGGAUUACAGCGACAGCGAUACAAACCCAAAUACCACAGCCAGCAGUGUCGCUGGAGAACCAGUCGAUGGACGAAGGAAGCGAUCAGAGGCAAAUCUGCUGCGUAGGAGCAUAUUCGGCAAGAAGCACGAUGCUCUUGGUGAAUCAAAAGAGGACGACAGUAUCCGAAGAUUCCGAUAUCUCCUUGGGCUCACCGAUCUCUUCCGACACUUUAUCGAGACAAAUCCGAACCCGAGAAUCCGCGAAAUCAUGGCCGAGAUCGACCGUCAAAAUGAUGAGGCUGAAAAGUCAAAGAAGAAGGGUAGCCGACAAGGCGGUGCUGCUACGGGCCGCGUCCGCCGCACAGAGGCCGAGGAAGAUGCUGAACUCUUGAAAGACGAACGACACGGUGGUUCCGCUGAAACCGUCUUCCGGGAGUCUCCUUCUUUCAUCCAUGGAACUAUGCGCGACUACCAAGUUGCUGGUUUGAACUGGAUGAUUUCGCUACACGAGAACGGUAUCUCGGGUAUUCUUGCAGAUGAAAUGGGUCUAGGAAAGACGCUGCAGACCAUUUCAUUUUUGGGAUACCUCCGUCAUAUCAUGGAUAUCAAGGGCCCGCAUCUUGUCGCAGUCCCCAAAUCGACCCUGGACAACUGGAAGCGAGAGUUUGAGAAAUGGACACCCGAGGUCAACGUGCUUGUGUUGCAGGGUGCCAAGGAUGAGCGACACGCUCUCAUCAACGAGCGCCUGGUUGACGAAAAGUUCGAUGUUUGCAUUACGAGUUACGAAAUGAUUUUGCGCGAAAAGUCACACUUGAAGAAGUUUGCUUGGGAGUACAUCAUCAUUGAUGAAGCCCACCGUAUCAAGAACGAAGAGUCCUCCCUCUCGCAGGUUAUCAGAAUGUUCAACUCUCGAAACCGACUGCUCAUCACUGGAACACCCCUUCAGAACAACCUGCACGAGCUUUGGGCACUGCUCAACUUUUUACUCCCCGACGUCUUUGGUGACGCCGAUGCUUUUGACCAGUGGUUCUCCGGUCAAGAUCAGGACCAGGACACCGUGGUUCAACAGCUGCACCGUGUGCUUCGGCCAUUCUUGCUCCGUCGUGUCAAGGCGGAUGUGGAGAAGAGCUUGUUGCCCAAGAAGGAGGUCAAUCUCUAUCUUGGUAUGUCAGACAUGCAGGUCAUGUGGUACAAGAAGAUCCUGGAGAAGGAUAUUGAUGCUGUCAACGGCGCCGGCGGCAAGCGGGAGUCCAAGACCCGCCUGCUCAACAUUGUCAUGCAGCUUCGCAAGUGCUGUAACCACCCGUACUUGUUCGAAGGUGCCGAGCCUGGUCCACCAUACACCACCGAUGAGCAUCUCGUCUUCAACUCUGGCAAGAUGGCAAUCAUGGACAAGCUGUUGGCUCGAUUGCAGAAGCAGGGCAGCCGCGUGUUGAUCUUCUCCCAGAUGAGUCGUCUUUUGGACAUUCUCGAAGACUAUUGUGUUUUCAGAGAGUUCAAGUACUGCCGAAUUGAUGGUGGAACAGCUCACGAGGAUCGUAUUGCUGCCAUUGACGAAUACAACAAGCCCGGUUCCGAAAAGUUCGUCUUUUUGCUCACAACCAGAGCCGGAGGUUUGGGCAUCAAUCUGACCUCUGCCGAUAUCGUCAUCCUUUACGACAGCGACUGGAAUCCCCAAGCCGAUUUGCAAGCCAUGGACCGUGCGCAUCGUAUUGGUCAGACUAAACAAGUUGUGGUUUACAGAUUUGUCACUGAGAAUGCCAUCGAGGAAAAGGUUCUUGAGCGAGCCGCACAGAAGCUUCGACUCGAUCAGCUAGUCAUUCAACAAGGUCGUGCUCACCCGGCAGCUAAGGGACCCGCCGGCAAGGACGAGCUUCUGGGAAUGAUCCAGCACGGUGCUCAGAAUUUGUUCCAAACAAAGGGUGCCACGGGGUUGGCUGCAAAGGGAAGCCAACUGGACGACGAUGACAUUGAUGCAAUCCUGGCCAAGGGAGAGAACCGCACCAAAGAACUAAACACCAAGUACGAGAAGCUUGGCCUAGACGAUCUUCAAAAGUUCACCUCAGAGUCAGCCUACGAGUGGAACGGCGAAAACUUUGGAACCAAGAAGAAGGGCGAGGUCUUGUCUUGGAUCAACCCUGCCAAGCGUGAACGCAAGGAACAGUCCUAUUCAGUUGACAAGUUCUACAGAGAAGCUAUCUACGGAACCAGUAGCAAGGCAGAGCAGAAGCCAAAGGCUCCACGAGCGCCAAAGCAAGUCCCCGUCAACGAUUACCAAUUCUAUCCUGCCAGACUUAGGGAACUCCAAGACCGUGAGACUGCCUACUACCGCAAGGAAAUUGGUUACAAGGUCCCUCUGGGCGAUGGCGAUGAUGACGACCUCGAGGAACGGGAACGACAGCGCGAAGAGGAGCAGAAGGAGAUUGACGAAGCUACUCCUUUGAACGAAGAGGAACAGGAAGAAAAGGCCAAGCUUUCCCUUCAGGGUUUUAGCGACUGGAAUCGCCGUGACUACCAACAAUUCAUCAAUGGCUCCGCCAAAUAUGGCAAGAAUAACUGGGAGAAGAUUGCCGAUGAGGUGGAUAGCAAGACACCUGCAGAGAUAAAGGCUUACGCCAAGGUCUUUUGGCAGCGCUACACUGAAAUUGCGGAGCACCAAAAGUCUCUGUCGGUCAUUGAAGCUGGUGAAGAGCGCCGAAGCAAGACGGAGCAUCAACGAAAGAUGCUGCGCAAGAAGAUGCAGCAAUACCGCGUACCUCUUCAACAGAUGAAGAUCAACUAUUCUGUCAGUACCACGAACAAGAAGGUGUACAAUGAGGAGGAAGACCGAUUCUUGCUCGUCCUCUUGGACAAGUUUGGGCUUGACACUGAAAACCUAUACGAACGUAUGCGCGACGAGAUUCACGACAGUCCGCUCUUCCGCUUUGAUUGGUUCUUCUUAUCACGCACACCUGUCGAGCUGUCCCGACGAUGCACCACCCUUCUCACUACGAUUGUGAAGGAGUUUGAGGAUGUUCAUCCCAUGAAGAAUGGCGUCAAUGGAAAGAGCAAGCGCGAGGUGGAGGACGAUGAGGAAGAUGAAGAUAGUGUUCUCUCAAAUCAGCCAUCGAAGAAGAAGUCGAAGGCUGCAAAAAACAAAGCUCUUGACACUGUUAAGGGCAGCAAGACCAACGCAUCAUCUCGCGCCUCUAGUGUAGCUUCGUCGAAUUCUGCUCCUGCUGCCAAGGCAAAGGCCAAGGGCAAAAAGAAAUAA